Molecule: messenger RNA, 1413 nt
Organism: Brettanomyces bruxellensis
Lineage: Eukaryota; Fungi; Ascomycota; Pichiomycetes; Pichiales; Pichiaceae
Exons: 1
Coding region: 1-1413 (470 amino acids)
Biological process (GO): protein phosphorylation
Molecular function (GO): ATP binding; protein kinase activity
Source: RefSeq, a predicted model, not a curated record
AUGGCUACUGCAGUUCUUGAUAAAAAACUCACCAGUCAUUUGAAUUCAAUGUCAAGCAAUUUCAAGACAUCUAUGGAUGAGUACUUGCAGUAUGAGAAGGGGUCUCUCUUAAGAAAUAGAUAUCGGUUUAUGAGAGACUUGCAAGCAGGAUCGUUUGGUAAAGUUACGUGUGCGCUGGACACCACGAAUAAUACCCGUGUCGCUAUAAAGGCUAUGAAGAGAUCAAUUCCUGGGGUCCGGUUUAUGGCUAGGCAUGAGAUUUCUGUUAUGAACAGAUUGGGCUACCAUCCUAACAUCUGUCAGCUGAUCGAGAGUUUCGAGACUCGCAAAUACAUUGUUUUGGUCCUGGAAUACAUCCCAGGUGGUGAUUUGUACGAUGCCAUUCACAAUCAUACAAAGAUGGGAUUGACUUUGCAGGAGGAUCCGGAGCUGUUUGCUCAGAUAUGCUCACAGCUCAUUGAUGUGAUCAAGUUUUCGCAAUCCAAGAGCAUUUACCACCGGGAUGUUAAACCGGAGAAUGUUCUUUUGAUGGAAGAUGGUUCGGUGAAGUUGUGUGACUGGGGCUUGGCAACAAGUGCCGUCAACUGCAAGGACUUCAACGUUGGAACCGAGAAGUAUAUGGCCCCGGAAGCAUUGGGGGAGCAUAAGCCUUCUGAGACUUACAACUCGAAACUUGCCGAUGCCUGGUCGUUGGGUAUCACUUUGCUAUAUACCCUGUUUGGAAAGUGCCCAUUUAGAAAGGCACUAAAGUCAGAUACAAACUACAGGAGAUUCCAGAAGUCGCCUGAAUUUAUGUAUGAUUUGUAUCCGAACUUGAGCACUUCUGGCUUUGAUGUCAUUGUCAACAAGCUUAUGAUCGAGCGCGAUUUGGGGUCUGGCUUCGAGACGUCUUUGACUUCUGCCAUGAUGAAAGGCUUCACUGUCGAUCAGGAAUACAAUUACGAGGUUCUUCAGACUUCAAGUUCUGAGAAGAAGAACUCUGAUCUUUCAGAGGAGAAUAGCCUUGGUGGGGAGUUUUACAUGUUUGAUCAGGAACAGCCUGCUGUAGAUGCCGAUGCCAUGGAUAGACAUGACUAUUCACACAUCAAAUAUGAUGAAAUUCCACAAGAGGAUCUUCAAACAGCAGAGUACGGUGUUCCUAUUACUGUGGACUCGCUUUCAAAAUCCAAGAAUUUGGCUUCUGUUGCUUCAUCCUCGUAUAUGCAUGGUGGCAAUUCGCUAUUUGAGCCACAUCCUUCCAGCUCUUUGGUGAAUUCAUUUGACACUACAGUCCCAGAGGAGAGCUAUAUAGGCUUGGCCGGAAAAAGACCUAGCAACAAGGUCGACAUCGAUGGUUAUGUGAACCGCUUUGAGAGUUUUAUGAGAAAACAGGACCCACAGUUCACAGGCCGCUCGUUAAUGAGGGAACGUUAA